Messenger RNA from Triticum urartu, 2604 nucleotides. RefSeq names its product quinolinate synthase, chloroplastic-like. Gene Ontology annotation, molecular function: quinolinate synthetase A activity; 4 iron, 4 sulfur cluster binding. Gene Ontology annotation, biological process: 'de novo' NAD+ biosynthetic process from L-aspartate. Lineage: Eukaryota; Viridiplantae; Streptophyta; Magnoliopsida; Poales; Poaceae. Gene Ontology annotation, cellular component: chloroplast. The record is from RefSeq and is a predicted model, not a curated record.
UACGCCGCCUCCUCCCACCCAUCUCAAGCCGUUUCCAAUAAAAACGCGCUACCUCCAUGUCCCCGCACCACACCACCUCCAUCUCCAUGGACACCUCCACCCUUGCCGCCGUCGCUUCCUUCGUCGCCUUCUCCACGAAGCCCCGCCUCCUCCCGCCACUCAACCCCUCUCGCACCCUUCCACGCACCCGCGGCUCCCUUGCCGUCUGUUGCUCUCACUCCCACGCCUCUCCUCCGCCCUCGCCCCUCCCGUGCACUGCGUCCGAUGAGGAGGAGGUCGCUCCUCCGCGCCUCCGCCUCCGCCUACUCGCCGAGGAGUUCGGCGCUCUCCCGGACGCCGACCGCGCGCGCCGCCUGCUCGCGUACGCGGCCGCGCUCCCGCGGCUGCCCCAGGCGGACCGCGUCGCGGCCAACCGCGUCAUGGGGUGCGUCGCGCAGGUCUGGCUCCUGGGCAGCUGCGACCGCUCGGGACGCAUGCGGUUCGCGGCCGACUCCGACUCCGAGCUCUCGCGCGGGUACUGUUCCUGCCUCGUCUCCGCGCUCGACGGCGCGGGCCCCGAGGAGGUGCUCGACGUGGACCCCGCCGAUCUCGCACCGCUCGGUGUGGCCGCGGGGGCGCGGUCCCGGGUCAAUACGUGGCACAACGUGCUCGUCGGCAUGCAGAAGCGGGCGCGGGCAGCCAUUUCGGCGCGCGAGGGCAGGCGUCCUGGGGAGCCGUUCCCGUCGCUCGUGAUCGGCCGGGACGGCGCCGUCCGCGCGCAAGGAAGCUACGCCGAGGCCAAGGCGAAGUUUUUAUCUCCUGACCAGUCCAAGAUUUCUGAGCUUGUGAAUGCCCUCAGAGAGAAACAAAUUGGAAUUGUGGCCCAUUUCUACAUGGAUCCUGAGGUGCAAGGCAUACUAACUGCUGCAAAGAGGCAAUGGCCCCACAUUCACAUAUCCGACUCAUUGGUAAUGGCAGAUAGUGCUGUUCAGAUGGCUGAAUCAGGAUGCAAAUAUAUCGCUGUGCUAGGUGUUGACUUCAUGUCAGAAAAUGUCCGUGCAAUACUUGAUCAAGCAGGAUUUACUCAGGUUGGUGUUUAUAGAAUGUCCAGCGAGCAAAUUGGUUGUUCCUUGGCAGAUGCUGCUUCAAGUUCUGCUUAUACACAUUUUCUUAAGACGGCAUCAAGAUCUCCUCCUUCUUUACAUGUCAUUUAUAUCAAUACCUCACUGGAAACAAAAGCUCAUACUCAUGAACUUGUUCCUACGAUAACCUGUACCUCUUCCAAUGUUGUUGCAACUAUACUACAGGCAUUUGCCGAAAUACCAGAUCUUAAUGUCUGGUAUGGUCCUGAUUCCUAUAUGGGUGCGAACAUAGCAGACCUAUUUAAGAGAAUGACUAUCAUGUCAGAUGAAGAGAUUACAGAGAUACAUCCAGAUCACAACAGGAAAACUAUAAGUUCAUUAUUACAACGUCUUCAUUACUAUCAGAAUGGUAACUGUAUUGUGCAUGAUAUGUUUGGCCAUGAAGUUGUGGAGAAAAUAAAGGAGGAAUACUGUGAUGCAUUUCUAACUGCACACUUUGAAGUCCCAGGAGAAAUGUUUUCUUUGUCAAUGGAAGCAAAGACGAGGGGAAUGGGAGUAGUUGGAUCCACUCAGAAUAUCUUAGAUUUCAUUAAAUACCAUUUGAAGCAAGCUCUGGAUCGGGAUGUUGAUGAUCAUCUUCAGUUUGUAUUGGGAACAGAAUCAGGAAUGAUCACUUCGAUUGUUGCUGCUGUCCGGCAAUUAUUUGACUCCUAUGAAUCUUCCAAAGAAGGUGCUAGCAUUGAAGUAGAAAUUGUGUUCCCUGUUUCGUCAGACGCAAUUUCUAAGACAUCUGUUGAUGAUUCCCAUCAUUUCGGCUCUUCAGUAGCGAAUGAUUUAGAACAGAUUAAUAUUGUGCCUGGUGUGUUUUCUGGUGAAGGGUGCUCUAUCCAUGGUGGCUGUGCAUCAUGCCCUUACAUGAAGAUGAAUUCUCUCGAGUCGCUACUUAAAAUCUGCCAGCAGCUUCCUGGUGAAGACAACAGUUUAUCUGUUUAUCAGGCUAGUCGAUUGAAUGCUAAGACUUCCCUUGGGAAAUUGGUUGCGGAGGUUGGGUGUGAGCCAAUUUUGCAUAUGAGGCAUUUCCAGGCGACAAAGAGAUUACCAGACAAGCUCGUUCACCAGGUUAUCCAUGGUAACGGAGGGGAACCUUUAUGAUGGCCGUUCCUCAGAAUCUUCCCUGUCAACUUUAUUCAGGUGUUUAUGGAUGAUACAUCAUUAUAUUGCCCCACUUGAGUACUACUCCGUACCUGAUAUUAGCAUUGCAGGGUGCAGUAUCCGGCUUUGCACCAAGUGUUGUUAUCACGUUACUGAUAAUUACCGGUGGAGUGACAUUCAGAGUCUGCAAUGGGUAGGUAUAUUGGCUGACCAAUUGUUAUUCGUCUCAGCCAAAAUGUUUCUCGUGUAUGUUUGAUGUCAGAUAUAUAAAUGGGCGGCAUACGAGUAUACAAUAGCAUUGCUCAACAAUUUUUGUGCUCUGUAACGGGGAGGACCUAAAUCACCUGUGUUGCUGUGAUGUAUUUGAAGCUUUUAUCCUCGUGUUGUAAAA